Messenger RNA from Echinostoma caproni, 207 nucleotides. NCBI's taxonomy places the organism in Eukaryota, Metazoa, Platyhelminthes, Trematoda, Plagiorchiida, Echinostomatidae. The record is from the annotation of a GenBank genome assembly.
AUGAUGAUGAUGAUGAUGAUGAUGAUGGAUGAUGAUGAUGAUGAUGAUGCGGAUGACGAUGAUGAUGAUGAUGAUGAUGAUGAUGAUGAUGAUUAUGACGAUGAUGAUGAUGAUGAUGAUGAUGAUGAUGAUGAUGAUGAUGAUGAUGAUGAUGAUGUUCGGGUGAUGAGAACAAUGCAGCUAUUUUGUGUUUUUGAUUUUGGGUAA